Molecule: messenger RNA, 355 nt
Organism: Racocetra persica
Lineage: Eukaryota; Fungi; Glomeromycota; Glomeromycetes; Diversisporales; Gigasporaceae
Source: the annotation of a GenBank genome assembly
AUGCCCGAAUGUACGCAUCCAAUAGUUGGUGUCGGAAUAUUUGUAAUUCGAGGAAACAAAUUCCUGAUUGGUAAAAGAAAAGGAAGUCAUGGACCCGGAACUUUAGAAUUCGGUGAAUCUUUUGAAGACUGUGCAAAACGUGAGGUAUUUGAAGAAACAAACCUCGAAAUCACCAAUGUAAUCUAUCAGACUGUAACCAACAGUGUAAUGGUAAAUGAAAAUAAGCAUUACGUAGAUAUUUUUAUGCGUGCUGAAGUUGUUGAUGUGGAUGCUGAUCCUUUGGUAAUGGAACCCAACAAAUGUGAAGGUUGGGAAUGGGUAACAUGGGAUGAAUUUAUACAAGGUGGUAUUACUG